AUGUCAUUCAGAGGCGGCCGUGGCGGCGGUCGAGGCGGCGGCGGCGGUUUCAGAGGAGGACGAGGCGGGAGCUUCGCGCCCGCCGGCCCCCCCGCCGAGGUGCAGGAAAUGGGAAUCGUCGAACACGCCGUCGAGGGCGAAAUGUUUUGCCGCUCGUCAAACAUCAAGGUCCCCUACUUCAACGCCCCCAUCUACCUCGAAAACAAGACGCCCAUUGGCAAGGUCGACGAGGUCCUCGGGCCCAUAAACGAGGUCUUCUUCACGAUCAAGCCCCAGGAGGGCAUUGUGGCCACGAGCUUCAAGGCCGGCGACAAGGUCUUCAUCGGAGGCGACAAGCUGCUGCCCUUGGACAAGUUCCUGCCCAAGCCCAAGGUCGCCGGGGAGAAGAAGCCCAAACGAGCGGGUGGUGCUCGAGGUGGCCGCGGGGCACCCCGUGGUGGGGGUCGCGGCGGACGAGGAGGUUCGGGCUUCGGCGGUGGUCGGGGAGGUGGUCGCGGCGGCUUCUCAAGGGGCGGCGGCCGUGGUGGCGGUCGAGGUGGCGGCGGCUUCAGCAGCGGUAGGGGCGGCGGCCGUGGAGGAGGUGGUUUCCGGGGACGUGGGCGUGGCUUCUAA
Molecule: messenger RNA, 612 nt
Organism: Metarhizium album ARSEF 1941
Lineage: Eukaryota; Fungi; Ascomycota; Sordariomycetes; Hypocreales; Clavicipitaceae
Product: H/ACA ribonucleoprotein complex, subunit Gar1, eukaryote
Exons: 2
Coding region: 1-612 (203 amino acids)
Biological process (GO): snoRNA guided rRNA pseudouridine synthesis; ribosome biogenesis
Cellular component (GO): box H/ACA snoRNP complex
Molecular function (GO): box H/ACA snoRNA binding
Source: RefSeq, a predicted model, not a curated record